AUGGCAGUGCUCGGAGAAGCCACUCCGGUUCCGGCGGAGCUACAGCGGGCGGUAGAGCAGUUGGAAGAGCUUUCGGACCGAUUGGAACUUCGGGCGGCGGAUUGGAGCGGCGUGAGUUUGGCGGGACGGCAGAUCGCGAACAGUCUGCGAAGCGAGGGGCUGCGGACGACUCUCGGCCGGACCUCGCUGCUGUCGUCAAGCGGACGACUCCUCGACAACCUCGCUGGAGAAGAAGGGGAGGAGCAGGACAGUCGGCAGGAGCGGCUAGCGGCGCAGACAGAGCUUGCGAGGGUCGUAGGGAAUAUGUGCUUCGAGCAUGAUCCGAAUCGCCAGCAAACGCUCGACGCCGGCAUCCUUCGAUACCUCGCCCGUCUCCUCUCCAUCUUGCUCGGCGUCUCGGACGACUCGGCAACGCAUGAAGGCGCGGCGAAGGUAUUGUCGCUGAAGGAGCUGACUUUCGUGCGAGCGGCGACCGGGGCUAUGCUGAACUCUUCCCUGAAGUUCGACCCGGUACGACGAGAGUUGACGCGGCGAGAAUACCUCGUCCCCCUCCUCGCGAUAAUCAACUCUCGAACGGUCGGCAAGGCGACUGCGCCAGUCUACACGACCGGCAGCUGGGCUGUAGAGUCGGCGGACUCGCAGCGGGAGCAGCGACUGCAGAUUGGGUCGAUGGCAGCGGGCUGGGCGGCGAAUGUCCUGGAGGACGUCCUCUCCGACUUUCCCGUCGACUUGGGCGUUCCCGCACUUGCCUCUGUAAUCCUCGCUUCUGCCUCUUCCCCUUCUACUCCCUCCUCCGUCCUCGUCCCGUCUGACGAUGCAGCCGACUACCUCGACACGGACAUCGAGCUUCUCACCAUCUCGGCUAGUCUGCUCGAGGGGGUCGUGCAGAACUCGGACGCCGCAAAAUCAGCCAUCGCCUUCUCCACCUUCGACCCUUCCCUCCCUUAUCCUCAGCGAACGCUUCUCCACCACCUCAUUGACUUCAUCAAAACCGCUCGGCCGCCUCCGUACUGGUCUUCCGUCUCGGAUGACCCGGCGCGAACAGAAAAGGCGUUCUCGACGAUCAAGGCUGCCGUCGUUCGAGCGGUUGUCGAGGCGCCGAACUCGGAUGAGGUGAUGGAACGGUUGUGGGAGGACACUAAGAAUGGGAAGGACGCUGCGACGGGUGGAAAGAGCUGGCUGGUCGAGGAGUUGGUUCGAUGGCUUGAAGAGGCGGAGGAGGGAAGGGAGGACAUGCUCGUCUGCGCAUCGCACAUGCUCGCGGGACUCGGACGAAGAGACGAACACACCCUCUCGCUUGCGCGCGACUAUCAGCUCGCCUCUCCUCUCGCUCGGAUCGUUCGUGACCGAGUCAGCGGAGCAGUCGGCAAGACUGGGCGGCCAGGCGAGACGACCCAGGUCUUGUUUGGCGUCGUCAGCUUGUUGCGGCACUUGGCGAUACCAGCGGCGAACCGACAAGUCAUUGGCGAGACGGGCGUCGUGCCCUUCGUCUCGCAGCUCUUGCGGAAGGAGCUCGAUGUCGUCCAGCCGCUUCAGCUUGCGACUGUCGGCCUACUGAAGCAACUUGCGUCCGGCGAUGUCUCGAACGCGCUCGUUAUGCUCGACCAGGACACCGCGACCGACCCUUCCUCCGCCAACACCGCUACCUCGACUCUCGACCUCCUCCUGUCCCUCUCGGCACGCGUAGAUGACCUUCGCUUCCGCUCUGAGACAACGCGGGUCGUCGCCAACCUCGUCCGCACCCUCUUCGCCGCUGCUUCCGACAACGCUGCGGCAGAACAAGUCGAAGUCGGUCGGCAGAAGCUUACGAGCAGAGAAGUGCCGGGUGUGCUGGCAGGGAUGGUGAGCACGAGCGAGAGGUACCCGGUUCUGGUGAAUGAGGGAGUUGUCGGGUUGACGUUGCUGGCGGGCAGUGGUGAGGAGGGCGCCGCCCUCGUACUCGACGCGCUCCUCGCCUCGCCCACUCAGCCCGCUACUCAGCCAUCCUCCGGCGAUUCCGACCCCUCCUCUGCCAUGUCCGCCCUCACGACCACCGCGUCUGCACCUCCUCCACCCGCCACCACCACACCUUCCUCCGCCGCAUUUCUGCUCGCGACCUGGCUCUCCUCCGCCCCGUCCUCUUCACCCAUAUCUCCCAUCCGACCCGAGAUGCUCGCGAACGUCGCUUCGCUUGUCUUUGCCGUCUUGCAUGGCACAGCUGGUCCGGAGGAGAAGGAAACGAAAAGGAGCGAGUUGCGAAGGGUUGUCGAGGAACCGUUGAGAAUUGCGGCGGGUGUGCUGACUGAGGGAGCGGUUGGUGAGGCGCUCAAGAGGGCGUUGGAUCUUGUUGAGCAGGAUGAGCAGGCGUAG
This is a messenger RNA of Rhodotorula toruloides NP11, 2349 nucleotides long. Its product is annotated as GTP binding protein. The record is from RefSeq and is a predicted model, not a curated record. Lineage: Eukaryota; Fungi; Basidiomycota; Microbotryomycetes; Sporidiobolales; Sporidiobolaceae. Gene Ontology annotation, cellular component: cytosol. Gene Ontology annotation, biological process: positive regulation of GTPase activity. The transcript has 10 exons. Bases 1 to 2349 code for a protein of 782 amino acids. Gene Ontology annotation, molecular function: guanyl-nucleotide exchange factor activity.